AUGAGUAGCUGCAGCAGUGGCAUUGAGAACAAGAGCACGUACAACGCUAAUACUCGCGGCAGCCAUAGCAACAGGACUGGCCUCAACACUACUAGCAGCACAACCUCAGUAGCCAACAGCACCCUGAACAACCAGCCCACGGACCCUGGCCUUGAAGCGAACUGUACCAGCACCCUGAUCACCGGGUUGGAUAACCAGGCUGGCGAAAAUGGUGUUGUCUUACCAGCGGCCACGCAUUCUGCCACUUGUUUGGCUGGCUCCACUUCAGUAAACAUUGUUCGCAUUCCAAAGCCAAUACUUCAACCCAACCUUUCGUGUCCUCCUUCAAAUGGUCAAUCUCAGCAGACAAAUACAGGAAACAUCAACUAUCAACCCGUCACCGGUUCUAUUCCAGCAUCGGAUGAAGGCAACCAGCCUCUUAAUAGUCAGCCUUCAGAUAAACCGAUGCACCACUCUGCUGGGCUGAUGAGUUUGGAGUCUUCCAUGAUGAUGGACUCAAAUUCGGUGGCCACUUCCUCCAUCGCGAUCAGGGUUGACACCGCAGCAGAUGAGCCCUGCCUCCUGUAUUCUACUAAUCCUACAUUACGACCGGCUAAUGUAGGGGAGCAUUCGGUAGGUGCACAUGAGAUACCAUUUGACUCAGUUGAUAUGUCUCGUCAUCUGUUCACGGGUAUCAUGCUCGAGCCAUCACCCGCCCAGUUUUGUAGCGAAACCCUUUGCAGUUCGGCAGCAUCAGGAGAACAGGAAUGCAGCAACCCGGAGUCUCUAUCCUCCACGAACAACGGUAUCGCCGUGCAGUUCUCGAAAUGCGCCCAGCUGCAGAAUGUGGAAUCGGUUGGCUCGCAGCAUUACGAUAGGACGCCGGUUUCUUCAGAGAAUACUUGCAUUUUCAGUCAGACCAGUUUGAUAUCACCGUCCUCUUUUGAGCCAGGAGUGAGUCAAUUUGAUUAUCUUUAUUUCCACCCAUAUAUCUGUGUCUAUACAUGCAUAUGUGUGUAA
Protopolystoma xenopodis is the source of this 999-nucleotide messenger RNA. The record is from the annotation of a GenBank genome assembly. NCBI's taxonomy places the organism in Eukaryota, Metazoa, Platyhelminthes, Monogenea, Polystomatidea, Polystomatidae.